Molecule: messenger RNA, 4464 nt
Organism: Chenopodium quinoa (quinoa)
Lineage: Eukaryota; Viridiplantae; Streptophyta; Magnoliopsida; Caryophyllales; Amaranthaceae
Product: disease resistance protein At4g27190-like
Exons: 5
Coding region: 259-3186 (975 amino acids)
Molecular function (GO): ATP hydrolysis activity; protein binding; ADP binding
Source: RefSeq, a predicted model, not a curated record
UUUUUGUAACAACUAAUCCAAUCAUUAUGCAAAAAAUUAACUUAAAACAUACAAUUAUUAAAAGAAAUUAAAAAUAUAUAGUUCUAAUUUUUUAGCAAUGAAUAAUUUUUAAAUCAUUUUCUUGGGAACCAUGGCGGUCGAUAGAAGGCGACCAAAAUCUUGCUGUUGAACUUGUCAGUUGACUUCUUCGAGGAGAGAGAGCGCUUCUGGAUCUCGAAUUUUUGCUUCACUACCGCUUUACUGUGGCACUGGCUCAAGAUGGAUGAAGCAGUUUCAGAUAGAUAUCGCUCUUUCAAGGAGAAAUAUGACCUUGCUGUUAGCGUGGAUGACAUCUUCCAAGAUCUUCAGCAACAAGCAAAAAAACUCUUUACCAAGGAGGUAGAUAUAAGUAAAUUGAUUAGUAGUCACUUAGCUACAAGAAAGAAGCAUGAAUAUGGUACUUGGCUGGAUGAUGUCAAAAAAAUAAAGCGGGAUUUUGAGGAUAUAAAAGAAAGAUACAUGAUUUCGUGCGAACAUGGCCAAAGACUUGUAAAUUUACCUAGUAUUGUGAAGCUUUGUGAAGAGAUGAAAAAAGUAACUGAGGCAAUUGUUGCUCUUAAAGACAGAAUGGAACCUGAAAUCACCUUGCCGAUGAGCAACAGUCUCUCUGAAAAGAAGCCUGUGAACGAAUUGGAUGACAUGGAUACAUUUCAUGAUGUUGUAGAAAAGUUGUUGGGUUACUUGAGUGAUGACAGUAUAAAGAGUAUUGGGAUAUGGGGUAUGUCUGGAGUUGGCAAAACAACAAUAAUGGAAAACCUGAAAUACAAGGUUGAAAAGAAUGGCAUGUUUGACAUUGUAAUAUGGGUGACAGUCUCCAAAGGAGGGAGUGUUCGUAAAAUACAACAGACUAUUGCAGACAGAUUGAAAUUGAAUGUUGAGAGCAUCUGCAGUGAUUAUCAUCUGCCGUUGAUACUGCGUAAUUCUCUGGAAAGGAAGAAGUAUCUUGUACUUUUAGAUGAAGUAUUUUCGGAAGUUGAUUUACGUGCUGUGGGAAUUCUUCGUAGUCAUGAGCAUGGAAAAAUUGUCUUGGCUACUAGAUACAGAUCCUUAUGUGAUUCGAUGGAUGUAGAUGAAGAUAUCAAAGUGGAGAGGAUGAGCAGAACAGAUGCUUGGAAACUCUUCCGAAAGAUUGCUGGUGAAGCAGUAGAGCAUCCAACUAUCAGGCCAAUAGCUGAACGAGUACUGAAAGAGUGUGGAGAACUGCCACAGUUGAUUAAAGUUGUGGCAAGGAUGCUUAAAAAUAAAUUUAGUGAAGACUUAUGGCUGAAGAUUUUGUCAAAGUUGCAAUCACCGUCAGAUCAUCAGCUGCAGCCCAUGGAAGAAAUGUUGAAUGUUUUCAGACUAGUGUAUGAUGGAUUAGGUGACAAUCUGAAGCAGUGCUUACUGUACGGAGCAUCAUUCCCUGAAGACCAUGAGAUUUGCCAACAUUAUUUAAUAGAGUGCUGGAAAGCCGAAGGUUUGAUUGCUAAGACACACAUGUUUUCAAAGGCACGUCAUGAAGGACGGAUUUUACUGGAAACUCUCAUAGAAAAACACCUUUUUGACAGGUGUAAGAAGGAGUUUGUGAAAAUGCCUCUCAUAUUCCGUAAAAUGGCACUCAAGUUAGCCGAUAUAGAUACUAAUUGGUUAUUGCUGGUAAGGCCUGAUGAAAAGCUAGGGUAUCCUCCAGUUGAACAAUGGAGAUGUGCCCGAGUAAUUUCUCUGAUCCGCAAUAACCUACAGUGCUUACCUGAAAAACCUGAAUGCUAUACACUCUCUACAUUGUUCCUCCAGCAAAAUCAAAUGCUAACCAGUAUUCCACCAUCAUUCUUCCACUUCAUGCCUUGCCUCAAAGUUUUGGACUUGUGUGGUACAGGGAUCACUUCAUUGCCAAAUUCUAUUACCGAUUUAACCAACUUAAGGGGGCUGUAUCUUAAUAAUUGUCAACAAUUGGUAGCAUUACCCAAAGAAGUUGGUGAACUCAAAAAUCUCGAAGUACUUGAGAUAUGUCAAACUGGUCUUUGUAGUUUGCCUUCUGAUAUUGGAGAAUUGACUCAACUUCAGUGCUUGAAAGUCUCCUUUAUGAGUUCUAUGAAUCAAGAAACUCCUGACAUGGACUUGAUCCCUUCUGGUAUGGUAAAGAAGCUUUGCUUAUUGCAGGAAUUAGCAAUUGAUGUUGAUCCUCUCGAUACAAGGUGGAAUCAAAUAGCAAUUAUAAUUGCUAAAGAGGUAGCAACACUGUCGAUGCUGAAUAAUCUUUCUUUCCACUUUCCUAGCUUGAAAUGCUUGGAAGCUUUUAUUGCUAACAGCAAUUCCUGGAACAGCAGCCAGUUUCCUCUUACAGAUGAGAAAUUUAGAUCCUUCCGGCUAACAGUUGGUGUCCAUGUGGUAAAUCAACUACAUCAGCUGGACAUCUCAAAAUGCCUGGCUAAACGACAUCUUAAAUAUUUUGAUGGUAAAGACAUUUCUAAUGCAAUCAAGGAUGUUCUUAAACGAGUUUGUGCAUUUGAGAUGGUUGGUCAUGAGAGUGUUAAAAAUUUGUCAGAUUUUGGAGUUGAAAACAUGGAGUGCCUCGAAAUUUGCAUCAUUGAAGAGUGUGAUAAAAUUGAAAAAAUUGUGGGUGUCGAUGCGCCUAUGGUUGUUUUGUAUCCCUGGCUGAAAGAGCUUCAUCUGUUGAAACUUCAGCAAUUUGAGACUCUCUGGGUGGGAUCAGUCUUGCCUGGAAGCUUUGCAAAGUUAAAUACUCUUACACUGUAUGAUUGUGCAUAUGUGAAAAGGCUGCUCUCCAUUGAAAUGACCAAGCAUCUCCGGGACCUGCAAUACUUGAGAAUUGAGAAAUGCUCUCAGCUUACUGAAAUAAUUGCAGCUGAGCAUCCAGAGCUUGCUUUGUCUCUGAUGGUGGACUCAUCUGGCACGCUUCCUUCCCUGAAAAAGCUGGAACUCAUUGGUUUACCAAGUCUUGUCAGUAUCUAUGGUGAGAGUUCCUUUGAGUGGCAGUCUCUUCAAAGAGUCGAAAUCAUUGCAUGCGAAAGGUUGACUGUUUUACCUUUCAGUGGUACAAAUGCAUUGCGAUUAAAAUCCAUUCACUGUGCUGAAGCUUGGUGGGAAGCACUAGUACUGCAGCAUGAAGUGAAAGCUCAGCUACAUGAAUUUUGCUGUUUCAUCUGAUGAUACACUAAGCUUAAGGGGCAUGGAAAUUUUUUGCAGUGGCUUCUGCCUUCAGAAGGUGGUUUUUUUUUUGGGAGCCUGGUGGGAUAGAAAAGACAUGGAAAAAAACAGGAGGUUUUUGGCAAAGAAGUUGAUAUUUUAAGCUUACAGAACCAAUACGAUAUGGUGUGACCAGAUAUCCUCGUUUCCCCCAUAUAUUUGGAUCCUGUUACCUCACCUUCCAAUCUGUACAUCAAAUGAGGAACAUAUAUAAAAAUGUUUACAUUACAUGAGACGCGAAAGAAAGAAAGGGGAUACCAUGCUGAUUCUUAAAUUAAAGGCAAGUUUGAUGACGUUCCAUUUGUUUCCUUGGUUUCAGGAUGCAGCUCCAAUCUUUGAAUCUCAGUUCCCAUACUCCGUACGAUGUAGGCAACCCUCUAUAUAACUCACAAGCGUAAGCAUACAAAUGCAAAUAGACAUAGGUGCAUGGGAUAGGACACGAGGAAGAGGAAGAUUAGCUAUUAGCUGGUAAUAAGUACUUUUUAACGCAAGAGUCCAUCAGUUUUGUGAGGGAUUCAGUAAGCUUGUUAAAGGCAAAAGCACGGGUGAGCUGGGUUCGUGACAUAUCAAGCACUUUUUGUUUGAAGUCAUUAAGCAUAUUGGUUGUAUGAACCAUCAGGCACUCUCUGAAGGCAUGUACAUCUUCUGGUGGGCAUUGGCCAUUCCGUAAUAUCUCAGAAUACUUGAUACUUUCUUCGUUGUUGAAUUUUUGAAUUUCUUCGGCUGCAUUGCUCAAGUUCAUCAAUACGUUUGAUCUCAAGCUCAAAAUUCGUACUGAUAAUAUAUGGGCUGCAUCUAAUCUUGCAAAUAGGCAGUUUCUAUCAGUGGUAAACGUCGCUGCUGCCCGAGCUACAUGAUUACUGCUUAGUACAAUUAGCACCACCAUAAACAUCUUAACCAAUAAUCAUCUGUUUGUUUCUUUUCUCGGCAGUUGCCCCCAUUUUAUGUACUGCUAUUACUUUUUUUUUUUUUUUUGAAGAAAUGUACUGGUAUUACUAUUUACUACAUUGUCUACAUACCAAUAUAUAUGGAUCAAAAUCCAAGGUGAACCUACAAUAAUUUUAUUUUAUUUAUUUAUUUAUUUAUUUAUUUUAAAUUUUGACGGACAAUAUUCUUCAUUCUUUCAUUAUAUUUUUGAUAUAGUCCAACGAGGUUUAACGUGGUUCCCAUUCCGAUACUUCGUAUUUCAUAUUAUUCAUUCUUAUAUUGCCUUCAUUAUCAAUGAUCAAUAUAUAUAUA